Scophthalmus maximus (turbot) is the source of this 5354-nucleotide messenger RNA. RefSeq names its product adhesion G protein-coupled receptor A3 (gene adgra3). The coding region runs from base 899 to 4969 and encodes 1356 amino acids. Gene Ontology annotation, molecular function: G protein-coupled receptor activity; protein binding. The record is from RefSeq and is a predicted model, not a curated record. Gene Ontology annotation, biological process: cell surface receptor signaling pathway; G protein-coupled receptor signaling pathway. The transcript is spliced from 19 exons. Gene Ontology annotation, cellular component: external side of plasma membrane; plasma membrane. Lineage: Eukaryota; Metazoa; Chordata; Actinopteri; Pleuronectiformes; Scophthalmidae.
AAAGUGGAGCUCGGGGCAGGACCACGGGAGGAGGACUUUUCAAUGGACAGGAGUUAUGAAUAGUUUGGCAAAGACACGGGGGUGUGGGGGGGAACUAAGAAAAAGAGGCACAACCACCGUGGACACUCCUCUGCUCGUGAUGUGGAACAUUUCACGUUUGUUUUAAGAACCCUUUGCGGAGAAGGUGUUGUUUUUGCACUUUCGGAUUUUCUCUCUCUCUCUCCUCAGAGUAAUUUCCUGUUGGUGCCUGUUGGGAAAACAGGGGAGCGGAAAGUUUCCUCGCUCGCGUUUGGUCCGGCACUAUUUCCAUCGCACUUGGACACUUAAAUACGUGUUUUUAUUGAGGAACAAAAAAAACAACGAAAUGCUGGUUCGCGUCGACCUGAGUGUGAAUGCGGAGAAGCUGGGAUGACCGACGUCGCCGCCGCCGCCGCCUCCCGGGGAAAAGACAACACUCGGCCCGGGACCCUCGCUAUGGCCAACAAAGAAACCCCCUCAGCGACCGGGCAAGUUCUUCAGUAAGCCCCCCCAUUAGCAUUCAGAAUACUACUAAUAAUUGAGGAUUGGCGGAGUUGGGGGGGGGGGGGGGAAACGGAGACCGCGGCGCCACGGGAAGGGGAUUCUGAAUGAAUCGCCUGGCGAACAAAGGAGCGGAACCUCCGUCGGACCGAGCAGCGCCGAGCGAGGCGAGCAAUGGAGGAGGACGGCUCCGUGGAGCCGAGCAAGACGCUGACCAGGGCGUCCCUGUGGUGACGGAGCCACGCGCCGUCGGCCCCGCUCACCACCAGAAGGUUUUCGUUCACCCCGACCUUUCACCGAUGCUGCAGGGCUUCCUCCCCUAGUCGCGCGCGUGUGCGUGCGUGUGUGUGUGCGCGCGCAAGAGAGAGAAAGAAAGAAAAUGAGGCUGGAUCUGUGGCGGUUGUUUGUGAUCGUGCUGCUGGGUGGCGGCGGCCGAGGCUCGGCGCUUUCGUCUGACUGCAAGUCAUACGACGAGCGGCCGAAGGGCGCCGGCAAGGGCCCGAGCGCCGACAGGAAGGUGGUGUGCAGCAACAUGGAGCUGCAUCAGGUGUUGCCUCCGGACUCCUUCCCCAACAGGACCGUCACACUAAUUUUGAACAACAAUAAGAUUCAAGAACUCAGAAAUGGAUCCUUCUUUGGAUUGUCUACAUUGGAGAAAUUAGAUCUGCGGAGUAACAUCAUCAGUCGUGUCGAACCAGGCGCUUUUCUUGGAUUGCCAGCACUAAAAAAACUAGACUUGUCCAACAACAGCAUCGGCUGCUUGAACGUAGAUAUCUUCAAGGGCCUCACCAGUCUGAUCAGACUAAAUCUUUCUGGGAACAUGUUCUCUUCUCUGGCUCAGGGGACCUUUGACAGCUUGGCGUCUCUGAAGUCACUGGAGUUUCAGACACCUUACCUGCUGUGUGACUGCAACCUUCUGUGGCUGCUGCGUUGGAUCAAAGACAGGAGCAUUGUCGUCAAGAACACCAAGUGCUCGUACCCCCAGUCUCUUCAGGGACAGCUGAUUACCUCCAUCAGGCCGGAGCUCCUUACCUGCGAUGCUCCGCUGGAGCUGCCCUCCUUCCAGCUGACACCGUCCCAGCGCCAGGUGGUUUUCCAGGGCGACAGCCUGCCAUUCCAGUGUCAGGCCUCCUUCGUGGCCGAGGACAUGCAGGUGCUGUGGUACCAGAACGGCCGCAUGGUCAAGCCCGACGCUGCCCAGGGCAUCUUCAUCGAAAAGCGCAUGGUGCAGAACUGCUCCUUGAUUGCGAGCGCAUUGACCAUCUCAAACAUCCACCCUGGCUUUACUGGGAACUGGGAGUGCCGGAUCCGGACAAGCAGGGGCAACACAACCAGGACGGUCCAUAUUGUGGUGCUGGAGAGUUCUGCCAAGUACUGCGCUCCUGAACGUGUCUCCAAUAACAAGGGAGAGUUCAGGUGGCCGCGCACACUGGCGGGGAUCAGAGCCUACCUUCCCUGCAACCGACUGCCAUCAAGCGCAGGCACCUACUCGGGCAGCCCAGGUGAAGAACAGCGGGCAUGGCGCUACUGUGAUCGAGAGGGGCUGUGGGCGGAGGAGGACUACUCCCGCUGCCAGUUCCAGAAAGAUGUCACUAGAUUUCUCUAUGUCAUCAACCAGAUGCCUCUGAACGAGAGCAAUGUGGUUCCCAGGGCGCGGCGUCUGUUGGUCUACACAAUCGAUGCCGCCAACUUCUCCGACAAGAUGGACAUUAUUUUUGUGGCUGAGAUGAUUGAGAAGUUUGGCAAGUUUGUUGAGAAGCUUAAAGAUCUAGGUGAGGUGAUGGUGAGCAUGGCCAGUAACUUGAUGCUGGCCGAUGAGAGGGUGCUGUGGACGGCUCAGCGCGAGGCCAUGGCCUGCACCCGCAUCACCGCCUGCCUGCAGAAGAUUGCCACCCACCGUCUGGCUACAGCACAGGCCUUCUCCCUGACAUCCCCCAACAUAGCACUGGAGGCCCACACCGUCAGGGCCAACGACUGGAACGGCAUGACCUGCAUGUUGUUCCAGAGGCCUGGCUCCGAGCGGACACCCAACCAGGACCGCCAGCUCUCCUUCAAAUGUAACACCACCAGCUCCUUCUCCAGCAUCCUUCACAAGAGCACGAUUGUGGAGGCGUCCGUGCAGCUUCCGCAGUCUCUCUUUACCCUGGCUGCUCCCCCUGGGCAGGCAGAGGACACCGUCUACAAGCUCCAACUGCUGGCUUUCCGCAAUGGCAAGUUCUUUCCCUCCACUGGCAACUCCUCCCAAUUGGAUUAUGGAGGGAAGAGGAGGAGUGUGGCUACUCCUGUCAUCAUGGCCAAAAUAGACGGCAUGUCCCUACAUGUCCUUCGGACCCCCGUGAACAUCACCCUGCGGCGGUUUGCCCGCGGCUCAGAUCCCGUGUCCGCCUGUUGGAACCGCAGCAUGGUGGGAGGACAGGGAGGAUGGCAGAGCGACGGCUGCCGCAUCCUGGGCCAUCACGACAACUUCACCACCAUAUCCUGCAACUCCCUCGGCAACUAUGGCCUGCUCAUGGACCUUAGCAGUGUGGAGUAUUUCACUCCAGGUAUCCAGCCCCUGCACCCGGUCAUCUACGCCACUACUAUCAUACUCCUCGUCUGUCUGCUCACCAUUAUUGUUAGUUACAUCUAUCAUCACAGGUCUGUCCGUGUGAGCCGCAAGUUUUGGCACAUGUUGGUCAACCUCUGCUUCCACAUCUCCCUCACCUGCGGGGUCUUUGUGGGCGGCGUCAAUCAGACGCGCUACGCCAGCGUCUGCCAAGCCGUGGGCAUCUUGCUGCACUAUUCCACUCUGGCCACAGCCCUGUGGGUCGGCGUGACCGCACGCAACAUCUACAAGCAGGUGACACGCAAGGCCAAGCGCUACGAGGAGCUGGAUGAGCCUCCGCCACCGCCGCGGCCAAUGCUGAGGUUCUACUUAAUCGGUGGAGGGAUACCCAUCAUUGUCUGUGGGAUCACCGCAGCAGCCAACAUCAAAAACUACGGAAGCCGGACCAACGCACCAUAUUGCUGGAUGGCAUGGGAGCCAAGCAUUGGGGCCUUUUAUGGCCCAGUAGGAUUCAUCAUUUUCGUGGACUGCAUGUACUUCCUCAGCAUCCUGCUCCAGUUGCGGCGCCACCCCGAGCGCCGUUACGAGCUCAAGGAGCCGACCGAGGAGCAGCAGCAUCUGGCUUCGGCCAGCACCGAGGCCGGGUCCGAUGGUCCCAGCAGCCACUGCCAUCCCCUCACUCUCCAGCUUCACCCUCACGAGGGGUCGUCCUCCGUCAUGUCCGCUCCCCACAGCGUGCCGCUGUCGGCCCUGGAGAAUGAGCACACCUUCUCUUCCCAGCUGAUGGGUGCGGCUGGGGCGUUAGGGCUGUAUGCAGCCCUCUGGGUGUUCGGUGCCAUGGCCGUGUCAAAGGAACACCCCUAUGACUUGGCUUUUACCUGCUUGUUUGGGGUGGCUGCACUGGCACUCGGGGCAUUCAUGGUUGCACAUCACUGUGUGAACAGACAGGAUAUGCGGCGCUACUGGUCCCAGGCUUGCUGCUCUGGGAGGCGAGCCUACUCUGCGCAGGAGGACGUCCUUCUGUCUCAGCCAGACGUGGCUAUGACAUCCACAGCAGGGUCUGCUAAUAAGGCAGAUGGGGAGUCAACAAAGUGUGGCCACAGCAGUGCAGACUCAUCCUACACAAACAAGAGUGCCCCAAGCGUACGGAACUCCACCCAUGGCAGCAAGCUGACCAAUCUGCAUGCAGAGGCAGCUCAGUGCAAGUCCACCUCGGUACCGGUGAUGGCCAACGGCACGGCCAUUUUGGACAACAGCCUGACUGAGCAUUCAGUAGACAAUGAAAUCAAAAUGCACGUAGCACCGGUCGAGGUGCAGUUCCACCCAGUGAACAACAUCAACAACCCAACAGCUGCCACGAAUGGACACACGAGCAGGCAUCACAAAAACCGAGCACGGGCACACAGAGCGAGUCGUCUGACCGUGUUGCGGGAGUACGCCUACGACGUGCCCACCAGCGUGGAGGGCAGCGUGCAGAGCGCCUCCCACAAGCGGCACCAUUACUAUGACGUAGCGGCACGCAAUAGCCGCCGGGCGGCCUACAUGGCCUACAGGGAGCGGCAUCAAAGUCAGCUGCAACAGGACAGCAGUGACAGCGCGAGCUUGCCACGGCGCUCCCGCUACUCUGAUAAAGAAGGUGGUAGCCCCCUGGGGAACGGGACAGUGGUGACCGUAGAGACGGAGCAGGUCGCUGUUGUUGCAGCGUCAAGCUCAAGUAAAGACGCUGGUCCUGUGAAGCAGCCCAGCAGUACAGAACUAGAAAGCCAACCCAAGUCAUAUGGACUCAACCUCGUCACACAGAAUGGCGGCACACUUAAAGAAAACGGUCACGCGGUGCCUUUAAUUAACACAGAGAGUGCCGCCGGUGUAAAGACCGGCCUGUGGAAACAUGAAACUACUGUGUAGCGACGGUUUCCGUCCCAAAGACUGCAUCGUGAUAUGCUAUCGUCUUUAAACUGUGAAAUGCCUUUUUUGUUGUCGUCGUUGUUUUUCGAUUGUACUUUUCUUUUUUGGAAAGAGUCCUUUCAGAUUAAUUAUUGGAAAGAUAACUAGCCACACUUUUUCUCACUGAACUGUCUUUGUAGAUAUGUUUCUGUAAAUGGUCUAUUUUUGUAACUUUUUAUCAAACUCCUGUAUUCCUUUUGAGAGUUCUGUAAAUGAAACUGCAUGGUCUGAGCUGUGGCCCUGUGCAUAACCUUACCUUACCUUACCUUGGGGCUUGAUUAUUUUGUUUCUUCCCAUUUCCUAGUUUGUCCCAACAAUAAUAAAACAAAAAAGUUCCCAAUUGAAA